Molecule: messenger RNA, 957 nt
Organism: Trypanosoma brucei brucei TREU927
Lineage: Eukaryota; Euglenozoa; Kinetoplastea; Trypanosomatida; Trypanosomatidae
Product: mitochondrial malate dehydrogenase
Exons: 1
Coding region: 1-957 (318 amino acids)
Biological process (GO): malate metabolic process; tricarboxylic acid cycle
Cellular component (GO): cytoplasm
Molecular function (GO): L-malate dehydrogenase (NAD+) activity
Source: RefSeq, a predicted model, not a curated record
AUGCGUACCAGUGCAACUCUCCAGUUUAAAGUUGCCGUCCUCGGUGCUGCCGGUGGUAUUGGUCAACCGUUAUCGCUUAUCCUGAAAACCAAUCCUCUUGUGUCUCACUUGAGUUGUUAUGACAUACAUGGUGUGACAGGCGUGGCUGCAGACCUCUCGCACAUUUGUUCUCCAGCUAAGGUGACUGGUCACCUGAAAGAUGAACUUCACAAAGCAGUUGACGGAGCUGACGUUGUCAUCAUCCCCGCGGGCACACCGCGAAAGCCGGGGAUGACUCGCGAAGAUCUCUUCAGUGUUAAUGCAACGAUCGUUCGAGACCUCGUAUCGGCUUGUGCAAAACAAUGCCCCAAGGCUCUUAUCGGUGUUGUUUCCAACCCUGUCAACAGUGUUGUACCUAUUGCUUCGGAGGUGCUCAAAAAGGCUGGUGUCUUUGACCCUGCUCGCCUCUUUGGCAUAACCACGCUUGAUGUGGUGAGAGCUCGAACAUUUGUGGCUGAGGCCGCUGGUAAGAGUCCGUAUGACGUUAAUGUUCAGGUGGUGGGUGGACACAGUGGUCCGACUAUUAUUCCAUUAUUAUCUCAAGCUGGUGUAUCAUUGACGGAGGAACAAGUCAAGGCUAUAACGCGACGAGUGCAGUAUGGCGGUGACGAAGUUGUGAAAGCUAAAGGAGGGGCGGGUUCAGCAACUCUUUCAAUGGCGUACGCCGCUGGGGAAUGGAUGUCCUCCGUGUUGAAAGGGCUUCGUGGUGACAAGGGUAUCGUGGAGUGUACGUAUGUUCAGACGGAUAUUAUUCCCGGCGUGAACUUUUUCGGUUGCCCGGUGGAACUUGGGAAAGGUGGCGUUGAAAAGAUUCACAAACCUGUGUUUGACGCGUAUGAACAGAGUCUUUUGGAGAAAUGUGUUGCGGACUUGGAGAAAAAUAUCGCAGCAGGUUUUGCCUUCGGUUCCAGACAGUGA